CUAAUCUUGAACUUGUAUUUUGUAUCUUGUGUUUACUAUUUUAUUAUUAUUUUUUAUUAAACAGCUAUACUUUAAAUUGAAUUCUAUUCGGAAUUCCGAUUCAAUAUUGAUUGAGCAAUAACUGUGACUGAUUAAUACCGAUCAAUUAUAAAUUUAAUCGUCGUUUAGUUGUUAUUUUUAAAAAAGUUUUAAAAUAUUACAUGCAAUUAUAAAAUAUAACUAGAAAACGCCCAAAUCUAUGGAAAAGCUCAUAGAAAAUGGUUGGCCACGACUUGUUUACGAAGGCGGGGGGAUAGCAGGGGUGAGUUUACUCAUCCAGGUAGGCGCUAAUUGAGUGACUUGCAGCAUUAGUUGGAGUAUCAGAAACAACCAUUUAGAACAUCCUACAUCAACAUCUUGGCAUGACUGAAGUCUAUGCAAGAUGGGUCCCGAGAACGCUAGAAACUCGAGCGGGUAGAAAGUUGCCGUGAGUCUUUGGACCACUGUGGAGAGCAAAGGGUGGAAGUUAUGGCCCAAAUUAUUACUGGUGAUAAAACUUGGGUUCACCAUUAUGUACCUGAGUCAAAGCAAGAGUCGAUGCAAUGGCAUUAAAAAGGCACACUCCCUCCUAAGAAGUACAAGGUGUUUCAAUUGGCCGGCUCGUAUCUGUACCAGGUUUUCUUUAACUGAUGUGGUGAAUCAACUGAUUGCAACAAACAUGGUGAAAUAUGUGAUAGGCAACAAAGAUACAUUGCAAUAUUUAUCUUGGCUGAAAUAUAAUGGUAUGAACACAGUCAAUAGCUCAUGAAUAACUUUACGGACUGAUUUUAUAAAUAAAUGCUUCUGGAUGCUCCAAUGACAUAAUUAAUAUUAUAAUUAAAAUAGUAACAAAAUGUAAAAUAGAAAUAGAUAGUUUAGGAAAUGAAGCUAUUAUGAGUUUAAGUUUAUAAUAUAGGCUGGUAGGUGCUUUUUAGUGCCCAAAGUACUGAUUUAACAAUUACGAGACAGAUUUCUAUUGCUUUGCUUCUGCAGUCUUUAUACUACUGGAACAAAUGAUGGAAAGACGAAGUGAAACCGUAUCUUUACCGAUUUUAGGACACUAACUUGAGAAAAGGAAAAUGGAGGAAUCGCCACCGGAGACGCGGAAGAGAAGCGUUAAGAGUGAAGUUUCUCUAGAGUUAUCAGAUAUCCAGAAGGAAAAUGGAAACACAAAUGGGCAGGUAGUCCAUGAACUUUUAGAUUACGAACCAAAUGGCUGGUUUGAACAGAGUAUGCUAAAGAUGAGCACCAGUACUGAAGAUUUCGUGAAGAAAAACAGCUCAGCGAUGAAAAUCAUUUUAAUUUUCCUCAUCAAUGGCUUAGUAAUCGGCUUCUUCUUUGGCUGUUUAUAUUAUUGGCUUAAUAUUAAUAAACAACCAUUGGAACUCUGUAACGGGUUUGGGAGUCUAAUAGCAUUACUUAGUAUAAUAUACUUCUUUGUAAUAUAUUUUCAAAUAGUCAAGAGAUUCUGUGGUAAAUGGUUCGAAGAGACAAUAUGGAGAAGGAUAGAAUCAUCAAUGGAACCGCUUCUGAAAAAGGUCUGGUUUCCCUGGCUCACUGCAGCAGUAGUGCUGGCAGCGGUAGCAGUGUUUCUCUAUUUCGACACUAGAGGCGCCACUGACAGACUUACUCCGCUGAUCGCAAUUGCUUUCUUAUUAAUUGUGGGAUUUGUGUUUUCGGCUCAUCCGGGGAGGGUGAAUUAUCGCACGGUGUCAGUGGGGUUGAUGAUACAAUUUCUAUUCGGUGUCAUCUUUAUAAGAUGGAAUACUGGAAGGUUGGCGUUACAAUGUUUUUCGGAUAAGGUUGCCACUUUCCUGUCAUAUGGAGUGGAUGGUGCUGCGUUCGUUUUUGGAGAUCUUCUCGUGAGAACUGAAGGAGUCUUUGCAUUUAGUACCUUACCAGUAAUAUUCUUCUUCAGUAUGUUAGUGGAAGUGCUCUUCUUCUGGGGAGCCUUGCAGUGGUUUUGUUUGAAGCUUGGCCAUUUGUUACGAGGCGCCACCAAUACAACUGUUUGCGAGAGCGUGAUCUGUGUUGGGAAUAUAUUUCUUGGCAUGUCUGAAUCAGUUCUCCUGGUGAAACCUUAUUUGGCUCUUCUCACGCCUUCAGAAUUGCAUGUCAUAAUGUCAUCUGGUUUUGCAACAGUUUCCGGUACAAUUCUGGCAGCGUACAUAGGGUUCGGGGCAGAGCCAGCUCACUUGGUGACAGCCAGCGUGAUGUCGGCUCCUACUGCCAUCUGCUACUCCAAGCUGCUGAUGCCGGAGACUCGGAGAUCCCUCACCAGGGUCGAUAAUAUUCAGUCUGUGGAACGACAAGACCAAUCCGCGUUAUCAGCAGCCACUCGUGGAGCCACAAACGGAAUAGCUCUGGUUCUGAACAUAAUAGCCAACUUGGUGGCUUUUGUCGCUGUAGUGGCAUUUGUCAAUGGCCUUUUGGGAUACUGCGGUGGUCUUUUGGGCAAUCCAGACUUAAAUCUCGAGUGGAUCUUGGGGAAGGUGUUCAUACCGCUGUGCUGGAUGAUGGGUGUUCCAUGGGAAGAGUGUGAAUUGGUUGGAUCUCUUAUCGGACUGAAGACUGUAGUCAAUGAAUUUGUGGCUUAUCAACGGAUGGGAGAGAUGAAGAGAGAAGGACUUUUGUCUGGUCGAUCGGAGUUAAUAGCGACGUACGCGUUAUGUGGUUUCACCAAUCCAUCGUCAGCUGGAAUCAUGAUCGGAGCAAUAGCGGCCAUCGCUCCUCAGCAACGGGAGACCCUCUCUUCGUUGGCGCUGCGUGCGUUUUUUGCUGGCUGUGGUAUUUGCUUCUUGAAUGCGUCCGUUGCAGCUCUACUCAUGCCGGAGGGAUCUUUUGGAUAAUGAUGCCAGUUAAUUUUAUUCAUAUUUUUAAGACACAUUCCGAAUCGUAUUAGAAGCCAUGUAAAUAGAUUUAGUAUUAAAGUUUUUUUAAGACUAAUAAAAAGAUUUAUUGA
Molecule: messenger RNA, 2980 nt
Organism: Pieris napi
Lineage: Eukaryota; Metazoa; Arthropoda; Insecta; Lepidoptera; Pieridae
Exons: 17
Coding region: 1098-2867 (589 amino acids)
Biological process (GO): nucleoside transmembrane transport
Cellular component (GO): membrane
Molecular function (GO): nucleoside:sodium symporter activity
Source: RefSeq, a predicted model, not a curated record